AUGAUUCCUAUACCUCAGAUACUCCAGAAGCUAACAUUAAGAAAGUCGAGGGGGAUUUUGCUCAUCUUUGGCUUAAUACUUAUACAUGUUCUCGUUGUGUCAUACAUACAGAUAGCACCCAUAAAACAGUAUAUAUCAAGCACUGUCAGCGUAUCCAAGCUUCGGAAACUACUAGUGGGGCAAGAUAGUUAUAAAGACCUUGCCAAAUUCGAUGUCGAAGUGGUGGAGCUAAUACAGAAUCAAGAAAAACUACUCAAACAACAAACUAGUGAUGGAACCUUUGAUGAUAAAACUCAGCUGCAACUUGAUGUUGCCGAACAAGUCUUAAAGGAAACAACAUUUACUAGUGAUAAAUCAUUUGAAGUUAUAAAUAUCCCAUCAAAAGAUCAGAUGCCCAAGUUUCAAAAAUAUGAUCCUCGUUACACAUUUGGAUUGUUAUUGAAGUACAUCAAUGGUAAAGUCAGUGACCAAGACCAACAAGGCUUCACAAUACCUUUCUUUCAUUGGGCAGAUUACACCGAUAUGUCAGUAAUGGAGGAGUAUAUAUUCAACCCAGAAAAGCAAACUUGCAAAUAUUUUGAUGCCACAAUAGAUACAGCAACAAAUGAACAACAAAAGAUCUAUGAAACCAAGGACUACUGUGUUGAAGAUGAUGAAAUUGAUAGGAUCUUAUUAGAUGAAGAAGCUAAGAAAAAUUAUGGCCCCGAAGUUAUUGCUUCUUUCCAAAGGAUAAAACAAGAACGAGAAUCAUCACCUGCAUUAACUACCGGGUUUCACAUUUAUAAUAUUGCAGGAAGGAACAAGCGUGCAUUACGUCCAAUUAUUGCUCGUUCAUAUCUUAAUGAUUUUAUGCCAUUACCAUUAUCAUUAACUUUCUUGUUGCCAGGGGAUAAAUCGGUUCAAUACAAUGUUAAUCAAAAUGAUCGUAGAAAAUUAAGAGAUUCAGAGUUGUUGCAAGAGGGAGAAGUCAACAUAAAGAAUGAAAUUACAUCACUUGCUAACAAAUUACCCAAGAAUAGUGACGGCAUGCCGUAUGAGAAACAUCUCACACAAGACCACUUUGUUGACAAGACAGCACGUAAUGUAUUGGCUUUGGAAUCGCAAACAACACCACUCAAUCAAACUGAUCAACAGUAUCUUAAUUCACUUCGAACAUCAUUAAACACCAAAGAUGCUCCAAAGUACUUCUAUGAAGCAAACAUCUUAAAAAGUGAACCCAAAUUUUCACUCGGUGGUCAUUACGAUUGGAGAUUCGUCAAUGGAAUCAUUAAUGAUACACCACAACAAGAAGUUGCCAUCAACGGACUACUCAAGGCUUUCCUUAGACUCACAAAUCAAUACGAUAUCAAUACUUGGAUUGCUCAUGGUUCAUUAUUGUCUUGGUACUGGAACGGGUUACAAUUCCCAUGGGAUCCUGAUAUCGAUGUUCAAAUGCCAAUUCAAGAUUUGCAUAAACUAUCCCAAUUGUUUAACCAGUCUGUUAUUAUUGACUUUGGAAAUGAUUUGUCCAGUGAAAUGAGAUUUGGUCGAUACUACUUGGAUUCUUCGACAUUUAUAUCUCAUAGAGCAAGAGGUCAAGGGUUGAACAAUAUCGAUGCUCGUUUUGUGGAUUUGGAUACUGGAUUAUACGUUGAUAUUACUGCUUUGGCACUUAGUGAAGAGCCAGCACCGGAGAGAUACAAUAACAUGUUGAAAGAUACUGAAUUUGAUCGUAACAAGGAUGAUAAAUCAAUCAGUCAAGCUGAUAGAAAUGCAUUUUUGCAAGUUUAUAAUUGUCGAAACAAACACUUUUCCCAGUUUCAAGAACUUAGUCCACUUCGAUUGAGUUCAAUUCAAGGUGAUUAUGGCUAUAUCCCACCAGGAUUUGAAUCUAUGCUUCUUGUUGAAUAUAAAGAAAAGGGAAUUGCUAGUACUGUGUACAAAGAUCGGGUCUAUUUACCUAAAUUACGCCUUUGGGUUUACGAUAAAAGCAUAACUGACUAUGUCACUCAAAAUGGUGCAAUUGAAGCUAGUGACAAGAUGAAAAAAGUCAAAGAAGGAGACGUUGAAAUCAAGACUUUCAAUUUAACCAAUGAAGAGUACGUCGAUUACUUGUAUCGAAAUGAAUCAAUAAUGCGUGAAUUUAUUGCAUCACAUGAAGUCACAUCAUUACACAAUUUAGAAAUACAGUCUAUAUUGGAUAAAGUAUCAACCAAGGAUCUUUUUGUUGAAUACGAGACUGAUGUAUUGGGUGAUGAGUCACUUCGUGCUAACUUACAAUUAGAUUAUUUUGUUUAUCAGCUGAGAAAAGUUGAAGGUGGUUAUGAUUUUGAUCAAGAGUUGCAGAGAUUAAGGAAUAAAGUUAGAGAAGCAGAAGUUGUUUGGAAAGAGAAACAGGAGGGUAAAACUGAGGCUAAUUCGAAUGAAGAGGAAAGAGAGAAACCCGAAUAA
Messenger RNA from Lodderomyces orthopsilosis Co 90-125, 2430 nucleotides. RefSeq lists its product as uncharacterized. The coding region runs from base 1 to 2430 and encodes 809 amino acids. The record is from RefSeq and is a predicted model, not a curated record. Lineage: Eukaryota; Fungi; Ascomycota; Pichiomycetes; Serinales; Debaryomycetaceae. The transcript has a single exon.